Molecule: messenger RNA, 4806 nt
Organism: Anopheles stephensi (Asian malaria mosquito)
Lineage: Eukaryota; Metazoa; Arthropoda; Insecta; Diptera; Culicidae
Gene: smash
Exons: 9
Coding region: 840-4511 (1223 amino acids)
Biological process (GO): regulation of focal adhesion assembly; positive regulation of stress fiber assembly
Cellular component (GO): stress fiber
Molecular function (GO): myosin II head/neck binding
Source: RefSeq, a predicted model, not a curated record
GCGCUUCCCCAACAACCACAACAACAACGACAGCAACAGUAGCAUUCACUGCGAACAUAUAACAUAUGUGAGGCAGGCAUAGAAGCGUGCAUACCCUUGGUGUGUGCUGGGCUAGAUAGAGGCCGGGAACGGGGUCGAGCAGGGGAUUGUUGUAUGGGCAGUGAAAGCAUUUUUUAUAUUAAUUUUAUUCCGUUCCGUGGGUUUCAUUACCAUCUUCUGGUGUUGGUGUCGGCAUGGGAAAGAGGCAGCAGGCGGGUGGUAGAAAAGGGAAGGGAGACAACCGCAAUGUAAAUAAAAUGUUUGUUGUCGGUAUUAUUUUAUUGCACUUUUUACUCGCUGCUGUACCGUGAUGUGCAUGCGAGGCAAAAAUUUGCGAACAAGCUGAUUGAAGUAGGCUGGUGGCUGGUGGGAUGGGUUGGAUGGUGGAAGUGGGAGCAGGAAAAGCGUGGGGGGCAAUGUUUUUCCAUCAAGACACGCGCGCCGAGAUAAUCUACGGUAAUCUACAGUAAGCCCGUGACCAAGUAAAUAUGAUUUUUGCAAAGUGACCGAAACAGGUGGACCGACACACAAACACACGCACACACACACACACACAGAAGCACUGUAAGGGAGAGAUAGUGGCGGUAGAAGGGUGUGUGACGAGCGGAUGGGAAGCGUAGAUGCAGUUGGGGAUGGACAAACGAACGUUAGAGUCGGAUUAGUUUUCCCCCCUGGUUUUGCUAGCUGUGUGGAGUUUUUUCGUCUCGCUUGUUCGGGUGUGUUUUGUGCGCUUUCGUCCGAGUCGUUCCAUCUCUCACCUGCUGCCGCCUGGUUGAAACGCCUAACGACAUAGAUGGAGGAUGGCGGCAGCAUCAUCGAACAACAGCAACGGCACCGGCACCGGCACCAUCACCACAGCCUCCACCACAAACAGCAACAAUAUUCACAUCGAAACGGAUGAAUUCAUCAAGAAGAGCCGGGUGACGCGCGCUGCACCGCCCAAACCGGCCUACGAUCCGCUUCAGUUCGUGCAGAUCAAACCGGCCAAGCUGUACGAUCCGAGCAAGGCCAAACCGUCGACCGAGCGCAAGGCGCAGGUGGAGGUGAAGGCGCACCGGGAGGUCGAGGAUGCGGAGGAAUGGCAGUGCAAUCUGGACAAUUGGAAGUCGUCGCGCAGGAAACGGGUGGAGCACAUUAUCGACAAGAUCACCGAGGCGAAGAAGAUCGAGCAGGAGGAGGUGUGCCGUGGCCGUAAAAAGUCGAAAACGUUUUCGGAAAUGCUGGAAAACAGUGGAUCGAAGCGACGCUUUAUUCUGCCGGAGAACGAGGACGACGACGAGGGUGGCAGCUUUAGUGACGAUCUGCAUGAUUCGAGAGAUUCAUCUAAACAGCAGUACAAGGAUGAAUCGACGGACGAUCGUGCGACGGAUGACACGAGCAGCUGCUGCUCGUCCAAGCUCGCCGACGGUGAAUUGAAAACACCGGAUCCGGACGAUACGCGAGAAGCGCCCGAAAUGAACGAAUUCUCGCUCGCGAUCGAAAACUACAAGUCCAAAUUUCCCAUGACACAGCACCGGGUGGUAAGCGGCAAUAGCAUUGUGACGACAACGAGCACCAGCAUCACUACCACCAACACGUCCGUAGUUAGCUCAAUUGAAAGCAAUAGUUACGAUCAUUAUGAAAGCAAUAGCAGCGACGCGCAUGAACAGCCGAUGGAGUGUAUUACGCAGAAGCUUUCAUCGCUUGAGGUGACGGAAAAGCGGGCAGGAGAGAAUCCCGGUUCGCUGCUGGUGUCGAUUGAACCGAUGGAGAGCCGGAUGAGUGUGGGUAUCGACCGGGAGCAGCAGCAGCAGCAGCAGGAACAAAGUCAGGAAGAAAGUCCAAAGGUGAACGUGAUCGAGCGGCGAAGGUUGUUCGAGCAGUUUCAACAAAUGCAAGCCCUCGGCGCGGCCGAUACGAAACCGUCGUGUGCAGCACCUACGCUGACCGCUGGAGGACAGCAGGAACGGUCGAUGGAGGACAACUCAUCGUCCUCGAACGAGGAACCCGGCGGAGGAGGCAGUGCCACCUCCUCGUCCGAAUGGUUCGCUGCGGGCAGCAUCCGGGAACGGCGGGCAAUCUUCGAGCGGUAUCAAUCGAACGAAAUGAUAGCGGAAGAGCACGAUCAGCAGCAGCUACUGCACGUGGGUGGCCGCAGCCGCAGCAGCAGCAACACGGUCGUGGUUAAGAGCCGCUCGGAAUCAAACGUUGGCUUUAUUAAUGGGAGUACGGGACGGUUCGAGCUAGCGUUAAAUCAGCUGAAACGGAACGGGGGCGCCGACUACUGCGAGGACAGUGGCAUCCAGUCGACGACGGAUCUGUCGCGCAGCUCGAUGGUGUCGCAGGCGGACGAGAACGAUCCGCCCUCGCUGUUGCUGCUACUGCCGGACGAUGGGGCGGCCAAGAGUCCCGCCCGGUCGGCGACGCUCGACUCGGCGAGUGAAUUUUCCGACACGGACUGCAGCAAUGGACAGCUACUCGACAAUGCACUCGAUGUGGCGUUCGAAGAGAUGGACAGCGAGCUAAACGAGUCCGGUACCGUGGAAGAUCAUGCGGUACCGGAAGAACAAGAGCUUGCUGCCGCCCACCCGGAAGCGGAAAUAGUCCCUUUAGCCGUAGUCCCGCUAGCGACGAACAAUGAUGAGCCCUUGAACGACGAGCAGCUGGUACUGAUGGCUUUACCGAAAUCAGCCCUUACCCCACCGAAAGAGAAGCCGCCGCCGCCGCCGGUAGACGAUGAUGCGGAGCUGGAGAUUCAAACGUUAUCGGCCGGUUCGGUAAUAACGAGCUGGAUGCAGAAAGAUGCAGUACCAGCACCAGUCGCCAUCACGCUGCAGACAAACGGAAAUACUCCUCACUCGGCUAUGAUGACUGCCGAACACGAGCAGAACAUGAGCCACGCGUUUGAUAAUGGCCACCGGCAGCAGCAGGAACUUCUAGGAGAUGUGGAGCAGUGGAGAAGUCUGGAGAGUUAUGAGGUAGUGCAGCAGGUGCAGCAUCAGCAACAGCAGCUUAAGCAACUCGAACAAGAGAAGGAACAGGAGCGGGACAAAGAUCAGCAAGAAAUGUUGGUAUAUAGCAAUAGGAUCGAGACACUACCACCACAUCACCAUCCGCUGUACGAUCCUGGCGAGCACGAGGAAAUAGUAAGCGUAGAAAGGGAGCUGCUACAGAUCGAACAGGAGGAACUGCAGCGGAGAAGAGAGAAGCAGCUAUUCUACGAGAAGCUAACGAAAGCAGACACAGCCCAACAGCAACCUCAGCACUUGAUUCCAGUACAGCAGCAAUCUCAGCAUCGUCAACCGCAACAGCAGCAGCAGCAGCAGCAACCGCAACAACCGUACUACUACUCUCAUCACCUUCCCCAUCAAACCCAUCAUCACAAUCUCCAUCACUUGCAUCAUCGUGCUUCCAUGCCGGCCAUCGAUAGUCGAUCGUUACAGAACGUCAAUUCGUACGCUUCGUACGAAACCCCCUUUCUGGACGAUGCCAACACCGGGUACGAGAUGGGAUCUUUGCAUCGUGAAUCCAUGCCAAACCUGUCGCACGUUGCCGCCUCAUCCUCCCAUCCGUCUUCGCUGUCCUCGUACGGGGAGGAGUAUUCGGCCAAUUCAGCUAUCAGCUUCGACGGAACGUGUUGGCCACCGGCGAUAGACCAUCGACAUGCACAGGGCCAUGCGUUUUUGGACAAGCGUCCUGCGGUAGCGCCGCGCCCGACGAUGAACGGUGUGCCGGAUCGAACCUCACUGCCACCGGGCGUCCCGAGAUACCACGGUGGACAGCAACGAAUGUCUAACAAUAUGUUUGAGCAACAUCCCAAAGAUAGUAAACAAAUUACACAGCAGCAAGCGAUGUUAAGCCGUGGUCAGGGAGCAAACAACACUACGCCGUAUGGGCAGCACUGGCUGGUGCAAGAGGCAGAACAGCGACGCAUCGAGCAGCAUCAGAAGAGCAACAAUAACAAUAACAACGCCAAACGGCCAUUGCCAAAGUUUGUCAUCGAUGCGAUUACGCAGCGUGUCCAGAAGCUAAACGCAGGAAGUCCGGAAAAUUCGGACCGUAGCAAUUUAUCGGAGGACUCGGAUCUGGCAAUGAUAAACUCGAUGAAGCAUCAUCACCAUCAUCAGUCCCAGUCGAUGGUGCCGCCACCGUCCCACCAUCAUCCGCACCAUCAUCAACAGCCUCUUCCGCCACCAAUUCCACCCCAGCAGCAGCAGCAGCAGCAGCAAAAAUAUUCCAACACGAGCGACAAAGUGUUGAGCGUGAGCGGAAAAAAGGAAUGCUCCCAUUGCCGAAUAGAGUUGGGCAAAGGUGCAGCGAUGGCCAUCGAAAGCCUGGGACUGUUCUACCACAUCGAAUGCUUCAAAUGCUGCGUUUGUCACGUAAAGCUCGGGGACGGCACCAACGGUAUAGAUGUACGCGUUAGAAAGUAUCGACUUCAUUGCCAAAACUGUUUCUCUAGUGAAGACGGUGUAAAGUUUAGUUGCGUUUAGGUAAGGCAGCAAGAAGGAAAAGGGUAAACAAAAGUUAAGGAGAGUGUGAGAGAGAGAGAGGGAGGAAGAACGAGUAGAAACAAUAAUUUAUUAUCCCCAUGCCUUCCCCAUUCCCUCCAAACCAAACUCAUCGUGCCCUCGAACUACUAUUACUAAUCCAAUUAUAUUUGUACGAAGAGCCUUGAAUUUACUACGAUUAUUACUUACUUAUUAUGGAUUACGAUGUUUAUUAUCGAUUAUGUAUGAUUCUAGGUAUUUGUUCGUUUCAAUAAAAAAGCAAUAACUGUGAAAUGAA